Molecule: messenger RNA, 1878 nt
Organism: Ostreococcus tauri
Lineage: Eukaryota; Viridiplantae; Chlorophyta; Mamiellophyceae; Mamiellales; Bathycoccaceae
Product: C-5 cytosine methyltransferase
Exons: 1
Coding region: 1-1878 (625 amino acids)
Cellular component (GO): nucleus
Molecular function (GO): methyltransferase activity
Source: RefSeq, a predicted model, not a curated record
AUGCCCUCCCUGCGCGUCGCCUCGCUCUUCGCGGGCAUCGGCGGUUUCGACGUCGGUCUCGAACGCGCGGGCCACCGCGUGGUGUUACAGGUGGAGAAGGACCCGCGGUGCAGACGCGUCUUGAAGCGUCGCUUCCCCGACGUCGCCCUUGUGCGUGACGUCGCGGAAGUUUUACCGCACGCGCUCGACGGCGUCGAUCUCCUCGUCGCCGGGUUUCCGUGUAACGAUUGUUCGUUUGAAAAUCCAACGCGUCCGGGACUGAGAUACGGCCACUCGACGCGGCUCGUGCGUCACGUCUUUCGUCUUCUCGCCGAGCGUCGCGUGCCUUGGGUCCUUCUCGAGAACGUCGUCGGGUUAUUGCGUUGGCAUUUCCGCGGGGAAGAGGACCAACCUCCCGCGAUCGAGUACAUCGUCUCCGAGUUUGAGCGGCUCGGAUACCGUUGGGCGUAUCGCGUCGUCGAUUUGCUCGCGUUCGGCGUGCCGCACAAACGUCGACGCGUCUUCAUCGUCGCGAGCGUUCACGGCGAUCCGCGCGACGUCGUGUUGAGUCAAGACACGGAUUGUCGAGGUGCGUGCGAGACGUACGUCGCGCGCGCGCGCGAAGUGAGCGGUCGAUCGAAUGAGCGAACGCAGUGUUACGAUUGCUUCAACGCGUCGCGAGACGACGAUGAUACGUUCGGUACUCGGAUACGAACCGCGUGCGUCGAUCUCGGGGAAACCAGACGCGCGCCUUUGCUCGACAUUUGUCAAUGUCUCACGACGUCCAACGGCCGACGGACGUGCGUGAUCGCGCGUGAGCACGCAGACGCGACGCCAUCGAUGCGCGCGCUCGCGAUUGAGGACGCCGAACGACUCAUGGGAUUUGAACCGGGGCACACCGCGCCGUGUGCUCGCACGUCUUCCGUGGACGACGCGGGAUUCACGGGUCACGCGACGCACGCGGUGAGCGCGCGGUUUUCGCUUCUCGGCGCCGCGUGCGCGGUGCAGCACAGCGAAUGGUUGGGCGAGCGAUUGCGCGCGCCGUACGCGACGAAGUUUUUACACCACGCCGCGUCGACGCCGUUCGAGACACCGUGUGCGGUCGACGCACGCCGAGACGGUGUUCAGAGCGAUGUGCAUCGUCGACAACGCACUGCGCACACGUCGUGGCCGCUCGCCGCAUACAACGUCUUCGAUUCACUCGACGACGACGACGACGUCUCCGCGAGACGAGCCGCGAGGCGUCGCGCGCCGUCAACGCUCUCGGAAUCGCCCAUCCUUCGCGCGUUCGUACCGCUCGGAGAGUUUCUGACGCACACGCACGUGCGCGAUGAAGUCGAUCGAGCGACGCGCGUGGCGUACAGAAAACGUUUACGCGAGAGCGGACACGACGACGUCGACGAUCUCGUGCGCGUCGCCCUGGAUGACGACCCGCGCGGUCGAGGUGUCGAUUCGCGACGUGACGACGAGAACGCACCGCGUUCGGGCGAACGCGAUGCGUCGAAUCACCGACGCGCGGUCGAGUGGUCGAUGCGAAAAGUCGCGUCGUGCGGCGCGUGCGCGCGGUGUCGUCGGAGCGACAAAGCCACUUCGCGCGCGCCGUCUCGCAGUGGACCGAGAGAUAAAAAUUCCACGGCGGAUGCAUCGUCAACGUGCGUGCGAGUGCGCGUCAUCGCCCCACUCGCGCGCGCCGGACACGUCGGCGCCGCGUUGGCGAUGACGGGGCGCCGAGCCGUCGGGCGGCGAGUGCGCGUUUUUUGGGAGCUAGACGGUGCGUUUUUCCCAGGGACGCUCGCGGCGUUCGACGCGCGCGCGUACGCGUACAGGAUCGAAUACGACGACGGCGACGUCGAAACGUCGUUCGAGCCUUGGCGCGAGGUUGUGUCGCUCGUCAAGUGA